AUGCCAUUUCCAGAACACUUCGCUGUUAAUGUUAUAAAUCAGCUAAGUCUUCACCUAAAGGAUAUUGAUUUCCGAGAACUUUUCAACUUACCUUUAUACAGCGACGUUAUAGUUUGUUACAGAAAUCAAAAAUUCUUCCUCCAUAAAUUAAUACUAAGUGCCAGAAGCCCAUUCUUUGCUCGACUGUUGCAGACGGAAAAAGGACAGAAGUGUGCAUUUAUCAGAAUUCAUGAUACCUCCGAACUUAUUAUUUUUCAUCAAGUCCUAUUUUACAUUUAUAGUCUCAAGAUUCCGCAGUGGUACGAUGGUAAACAUCUGAGAGAUCUUUACAGGGCUGCCAAAUUAUUUGAGCUGAAAAAUCUCUCCGAGUUUUGUAUCAAGGAACUUUGGAAUCAAAAUGGAGUGCGAUUUAUUAAGCUCGCCACUAUCGCUGUAGAGCGCGACUCUGAAUUUCUGAAAAACUCUUUGUGCAAAAUAUUUAAAGGAUUUUGGCCAACUAUCAGACCAUUAAGCAACUGGCAAACAUUUGUAAGCAGAUAUCCUGAUUUUGCUUCAAAACUGUUGAAUACUGUUAGAGAAAAGAAAUGA
Molecule: messenger RNA, 588 nt
Organism: Argiope bruennichi
Lineage: Eukaryota; Metazoa; Arthropoda; Arachnida; Araneae; Araneidae
Product: TD and POZ domain-containing protein 4-like
Exons: 1
Coding region: 1-588 (195 amino acids)
Biological process (GO): regulation of proteolysis; proteasome-mediated ubiquitin-dependent protein catabolic process
Cellular component (GO): cytoplasm
Molecular function (GO): ubiquitin protein ligase binding
Source: RefSeq, a predicted model, not a curated record